Messenger RNA from Penicillium griseofulvum, 4143 nucleotides. Its product is annotated as glycoside hydrolase family 55 protein. The record is from RefSeq and is a predicted model, not a curated record. NCBI's taxonomy places the organism in Eukaryota, Fungi, Ascomycota, Eurotiomycetes, Eurotiales, Aspergillaceae. The coding region runs from base 1 to 4143 and encodes 1380 amino acids. The transcript is spliced from 8 exons.
AUGGCACCGCUUAUUCCAAUCCUGCUCCUCUGUCUUCAGGCAGUGGGAGUAGUCGCUGGCGGACACCAUGGACACAUGCAUCAUCAUCAUGUCAAUCAUGCCAGAGCAAAGAACGGGUCGUCGGCCGGCGAUGCAGCGGACAUCGUCAAGCAGGCUCUUGCAGUCCUGGCGCACGUCAAUCGAGAACGGGUCGAGUACCCCAAUUUCAACAAGAACGAGUUUCAAAACACAUCUUCCGUCUUGACCAAAGUAUCUUCUGCGCAGCCGCUGGACUAUAGCGCAGACGCGCUGAAGAAUGCAACCUUGAAGGCGCGAGAUUCCUCUGAACAAACCGGUAACUCUGCAUAUACCAUCCCAGACAAGCUGGCCGCAGCCGCUCGCACUCUGGCGGAAUCCACUCCCCAGAAGCCGCAGGGAGACCACAGCCAAGUUGCCACCCAGAUGCGAGCCAAGUAUCGCACCAAGGGAAAUGACACGAACACCCCUCAUCAGGCAUUGAUCCGUCCAGAUGGCUUGUACGACUACUCGCCCUUCGGCGUGAGCACAGCCGAGUACAAGACAAAUGGCGCGGACGGGGUUACUAUUGAGAAGCGGGGUACCCCCACUGAGUACUGGAUGUCAACCAUGCAGAAGAAUGGUGCUAGCCCCUUCGCGCCGGAUUCCUACAAGGUCUGGCGUAAUGUGAUGGAUUAUGGAGCCAAGGGUGAUGGAGUCGCCGAUGACACCGAGGCUAUCAACAAAGCUAUCUCGGAUGGAGGUCGCUGUGGCGCCAACUGCGGUUCGAGCACCAUCUAUCCGGCUGUUAUCUGGUUCCCUGCUGGAACCUACCUGGUUAGCACGUCGAUCAUCCAGUACUACAAUACGCAGUUCCUGGGAGAUCCUCUCUAUGUUCCGACGAUUCUCGCAGCAUCGAGCUUUGUUGGCUUGGGUGUUGUGACAUCGGACGUCUAUGUUGGCGACGAAGAGGAAUGGUAUGUCAAUCAGAAUAACUUCCUCCGGAGCAUCCGGAAUUUCAAGAUCGACAUCCGACUUACCGACCCGUCGGCCUAUGUCUGCGCCAUUCACUGGCAAGUUGCCCAGGGUACAUCGCUGGAGAACAUUGAGUUUUAUAUGCUGUAUAACACCGAUGUUCCCGAGAAUACGCAGCAGGGUAUCUACAUGGAGAACGGCUCCGGUGGAUAUCUCGCCGAUCUGACUUUCGUGGGCGGCAAUUUCGGUGCCUACUUUGGAAAUCAGCAGUUCACCACUAGCCAGCUGGUCUUCGUGCAAUGUAACACGGCCCUACAGGUUCAUUGGGAUUGGGCGUGGACUAUGCAAGACUAUGUGAUUGAAAGCUGCCAGAAUGGACUGACUAUCGUUGGAGGAGCCGGUGGUCCCAUGAGCAACGGCCAGGGAGUCGGAUCUGUCGUUCUUGCCGAUGCCAUCAUCGCGAACACUCCCAACGGAAUUAUCACCUCUCUGUACGAGGAGAACUCCACCUCGUUCCUUAUCCAGAAUGUGGGCUUCUUCAACGUUGAGACUGCCAUCCAGGAUUCUGCCAAAGGCCAAGUCCUUCUCGCCGGUGGCAAUGAGGUCCUCAAGGACUCCUGGGGCUUUGGUAUGACAGUUAACAACUCCACUGGCGCUGCAUCAUUCGUCAAUGGCCAGGACAUUCCCGCAAUGAACCGCACUGAGGAACUCCUUGGCACUGACGCCUACGUAAAGUCUAACUUGUAUACUCGUCGCCGUCCCAAGUACGAUGAGCUCACUGCAAGCCAGAUCAUGAAUGUCAAGGCACUGGGUGCCAAGGGUGAUGGAAAUACUGAUGACACAAUCAUUCUGAACAACAUCCUCUCUCAGGCCGCCAAUCUGUCUGCUGUGGUAUACUUCCCGUUCGGCGUAUACGUUAUCAAGGAUACCUUGCGUGUUCCAGUCGGCUCGCGGAUCAUCGGCCAAGCCUGGUCCCAGAUUAUGGCGACGGGCGCGAAGUUUGAGGACAUAGAAAAACCCCGUGUGGCCGUGCAAGUUGGCCAACCUGGGGACACGGGAAUUAUCGAAAUCCAAGAUAUGAUGUUUACUGUUUCGGGACCGACAGCCGGGGUUAUCUUAGUAGAGUGGAACGUCUAUCAAUCGUCUAAAGGAUCUGCAGCCAUGUGGGAUUCGCAUAUCCGUAUUGGAGGUGCAAUUGGAUCCAAUCUCCAGAAGGAUGAUUGUCCCAAGCAGACUGGCUCAGUUAACCCAGAUUGCAUUGCUGCUUCACUGCUACUGCAUCUGACGCCAAAGUCCAGCGCGUAUAUGGAAAAUAUCUGGGUCUGGGUUGCAGAUCAUGAUCUUGAUGUGGUCACUCAGGACCAGAUCGAUGUGUACUCGGGACGAGGAAUCCUUAUCGAGAGUCAGCUCGCAUGGUUGUACGGCACCGCAUCAGAGCACAGUGUUCUUUACCAGUACCAGCUCUCCGGUGCUAAGAACAUCUUGAUGGCUAUGAUUCAGACCGAGUCCCCUUAUUUCCAGCCCGUCCCUCCAGCGCCGGCUCCAUUCACUACGGGAAUGUUCCCCAAUGACCCCCUCUUCAAUGACUGCAAAGAGGACUCUUUCACUUGUGCGAUCUCCUGGGGCGUUCGUAUCAUCGACUCCUCGUCUAUCUACAUGCUUGGCAGCGGCUUGUACAGCUGGUUCUCCGACUAUUCGCAAGACUGCCUGGAGACUGAGAACUGUCAGGCGCGUGUAUUCGAAAUUGAGGAGAGCUAUGACAUUUGGGUCUACAAUCUGUGCACGAAAGCAAUCGUCGAGAUGGUUUCGCCUGUGAAAUCGGUACCGACCUAUGCUAAAGACAACAUGAACGGUUUCCUGUCCUCCAUCCUGGCAUGGCUGAACGGUGCAGAGCAAACGGCCGGUCACCGUGACUUCCCUGGCUUCUCUCUCUACACUACAGACAGUUUGGAAGACAUGGACCUCUCAGCGAGCUGUAUCACUGCGCUCGCUGAGCGCAUAGAAUGCGACUUGUACCUGCGCACGUUUACGGAACCGAGCUAUCAUGGUUCCUUGAACAACGACACUCUGACGGAUUCCAUUUGCGACACUAGCUGUGGUGUCAGUCUCAGCAAGUGGUUCAAGUCUGUGAGCCAGAACUGUGCCACAUACAACAUCACUGGGGCUGUCGCUCCCUUGUUGGGUGGUCGUUUGUGGGCCGGCUAUAAUGAAACCUGUCUCAGAGACCCCGACACUGAUGAAUACUGCAAUGACGUUAUUGAAAACUUCACCCUCGUAAGCAGCAUUGACGAGAUGCCCGAAAGCGAAAUGUGCUCCUACUGUAACGUGGAGCGACUGGAGAUGAUGCGGCGGAGCCAGUACUCUUUCUAUAACGACUACUACAAAACCGAGCUGGAGACCGUCCACGAUAAGUGCGGUCUGACCGGCCCGACCGACAUCCAGCCCUCUCCCAUCACCCUUCCGGAGGAAGACCCCGCAGAUUGUUUCACAACAACAUACAAGACCGUCGACGGCGACACUUGCGACUCCAUUGCGCAGGCUAACAGCAUGAGCUCUGCAUCUAUCUAUAUGGGCAACCAGGAUCAAAUCUAUGCCUGCUCCAAGAUCCCUGCUGACAUGACCCUCUGUCUCCCUCUAAGCUGCAGCGACAUCUACACCCUCCUCCCAGAUGAUACCUGCACAACCAUUGAGACCGCCGCCUCCCUCGAGAGCGGUGAUCUUCGAGUCUAUAACCCCUGGAUCUCAUUCGCCUGCGACAACCUCCACACUGCCAGCGCGAUCUACGGCAGUACUAUUUGUCUCAGCCCAAUUGGUGGCGAGCAUAAUGACACUGCCGGCAGUGAUGAGUCCAGUGGUACGAACCCCGGCUUCGCAGACGGAUACGUCUACGAGCCGACGGAUCCGCCUGCCAACUCUACCGUUGCGGAGGGUACAACCCUCAACUGCGGAAAGUGGUAUGAAGCGGCUGGUAACGAGACCUGCGCUGCUAUCUGUAUCCAGUCGUCCAUCACGAGCCCUUUGUUCUUGGAGGUGAAUCCUUCCUUGGACUCGGCGGGUUGUACGGAUAGCGUGCACGCCGGCUGGACAUAUUGUGUUGGGCCAACGUAUACGUGGAAUGUGACUACUAUAGAUGAUGGGGAGUUGCGAGCAGAAGCAGUACUGCUGCCGUCGUGA